AUGUUUCCAGGAGCUGGGCGUCAAUCGUACGCCAACCAGCAGCAGCAGAACAUGCAGCAAGGUGUAUACUCAAGGCCCCAGGGCCCUCCACCAGGCCAAGGACAACAAUUUCACCCGCCACCUCAGCAGUACUCACGACCCGGCGCACCCCCUCCAAGUUUUCAAGGCCAACAGGGCUAUCAGGAUCAACAGGGCCACCAAGGAUCGCAGGGUUUCCAAAGGCCUCCACAGCCACCUCCACAGGGUCAGUACCGUAACGACAUCCAGGCCAACCAUGCCCAGCCUGGCUUCGUGAACGGGCCGGACAUGUACCAACAGCCUCAGAACUUACAUGCUCCGCCCCAGCAAGCACAGGUCGCAGGUAGUGGUUCCAAUAACGAGUUUUCCUACCAGUACUCUCAAUGUACCGGCAAGCGGAAGGCACUGCUCAUUGGCAUAAACUACUUUGGCACACAGAGCGAGCUGCGUGGCUGUAUCAAUGAUGUUCGCAACAUUCACGACUUCUUGACUACGAGGUACGGCUACAAAUCCGAGGACAUCGUGGUGCUUACCGAUGACCAAACUCAGAUGGCAGGUGUGCCUCUGAGACAGAACAUCUUGCGUGCCAUGCAGUGGCUGGUGAGCAACGCGCAGCCUAACGAUUCUCUUUUCUUCCACUACUCAGGUCAUGGUGGCCAAACCAAAGACCUUGACGGGGACGAGGAAGAUGGGAUGGACGACGUGAUUUAUCCCGUGGACCACGAAACUCAGGGGCACAUCAUUGAUGAUGAGAUUCACGAUAUUAUGGUGAAGCCUCUGCAGCCAGGUGUCAGACUCACUGCUUUGUUUGACUCCUGUCACUCCGGUACAGUCUUGGACCUACCUUACACUUACUCCACGAAGGGUGUGAUCAAAGAGCCCAAUUUGUGGAAGGAUGUCGGCCAGGAUGGGUUGCAGGCCGCGAUGGCAUACGCAACAGGCAACACCAGCCGCAUGCUCACCUCGCUAAACUCCAUGUUCAAGAGCGCCACCCGAAAGGCUACUGGAAGUUCAGCUUCCCAACAGAUAAAGCAGACCAAGUUCUCUCCAGCCGAUAUCAUCAUGCUCAGCGGUUCCAAAGACAAUCAAACUUCAGCAGAUGCUGUCGAGAAUGGACAGGCUUCCGGCGCCAUGUCUCAUGCUUUCGUUAAGGUCAUGACAACGCAGCCGCAGCAAACCUACUUGAGUUUGUUACAAAACAUGAGAGCUGAGCUGAGCGGGAAGUAUUCACAAAAACCCCAGCUGUCCAGCUCACAUCCAAUCAACGUCAACCUGCAAUUCUUGCUAUAA
Molecule: messenger RNA, 1308 nt
Organism: Lachancea thermotolerans CBS 6340
Lineage: Eukaryota; Fungi; Ascomycota; Saccharomycetes; Saccharomycetales; Saccharomycetaceae
Gene: MCA1
Product: Ca(2+)-dependent cysteine protease MCA1
Exons: 1
Coding region: 1-1308 (435 amino acids)
Biological process (GO): proteolysis
Molecular function (GO): cysteine-type endopeptidase activity
Source: RefSeq, a predicted model, not a curated record